Molecule: messenger RNA, 2415 nt
Organism: Vespula pensylvanica (western yellowjacket)
Lineage: Eukaryota; Metazoa; Arthropoda; Insecta; Hymenoptera; Vespidae
Gene: Bulli
Product: regulator of MON1-CCZ1 complex
Exons: 11
Coding region: 165-2156 (663 amino acids)
Biological process (GO): regulation of autophagy
Cellular component (GO): Mon1-Ccz1 complex; lysosomal membrane; late endosome membrane
Source: RefSeq, a predicted model, not a curated record
GAGUAUAUAAUUAUUGGUUUGACUAAUCGAUCGUAAUUCGAUUAGGUUUACCUACAUGCAUAGAGUGUUCGAAACGACCUCUGCGUUUUAAAACUUCCGACAGAGAAAUAUCGAGACGUUUGCGAAUGACAGCUCAAGUUUUGAGUAUUUUAUAAUUUCUUGAAAUGGAGAAGGAGAAGGAAGGGAACGAUGAUUAUUAUUUGGAAUUAUCUUCUGAUCCCAUUAGGUUUGAAUCCGUUAGCUGUCUCACCAAUGUUUUUUUCGAUGAUUCUAAACAGCAAGUCUUUGCUGUUCGAUCUGGGGGUGUCACUGGUGUUUUGGUCAAGGGACCUAAUCAAAAUAUAAUAUUUAGAAUGGAGGAUAAAGGUCCGGUGAUCUCUAUAAAAUUUUCUCCAGAUAUGAAUAUACUUGCGAUACAGCGUACAAACACAUCUGUAGAGUUUAUGAAUUUCUCUCCGUCGCAUGAACCAGAUGGUAUAGAGUACUCUCAGUCUUGCAAGGGAAGGACUGCCACUAUAUUAGGUUUCGUUUGGACACAUGGCAAUGAAAUAUUAUUUGUUACCGAUCAAGGAGUAGAAUUGUUUCAAGUAAAUCCAGAGAAACGUACUACUAAAACAUUGAAAUCUUCUAAUUUAGUGAUUAAUUGGUUUGUAUUUUGUCCUAAAAGCUAUUUAGUUCUAUUGUCUACUGGUACAGUAGGAAAUUUAAUGCAAGCAUUGCACGUAACGCCUGGCAACAUUCAAAAAUUUACUAAAUUUGAAAUGGAACCUAGUACGACCAAGCCAGGAAAGCUCGCUGUCUCUGAAAGAGAUGUGGCUUUAGCUGUUUUGUAUGGGACACCUUGUAUUAUUGUUUUACGACAUCAACCAGGAGCUAAUCGUUCUGUUGGAACUGCAUUUGUAUAUGUAUAUACUAUUCAUAAGAUGUUAACGAUUAAAAAAAGUCAUAUUCUUAAGCUUGAUGCCAGUGGACGAUUCGCUAUUAAUGUUGUAGAUAAUCUUAUUAUUGUUCAUCAUCAGGCAUCAAAGACAUCAAUGAUUUUUGAUAUAAUGUUGCCUGGUGUAAGCGAUGGCACUGUGAUACAUCAUACUAGUGUAGCAUCAGCAAAAUCUAUUAAACCAUAUAAUCUUGUUGUCCCAGGUGCAACUUUGUCAGACGAAUUGUUACAGCCUUGUCAAUUAUUAUUUCAACCAAAUAUAGUGAUCGAUGUUAAGUUAGGAUGCUUAUGGUACAUAGAACUGAGGUUGGAAGUGUUAAUUAAACUUAUUAAAGACAAAGUUUUAUUAGUAGAAUUUCUUAUGCAGCGAUCUAAUGCAAAACAAAUAUUAAUACAAGUGUUACAACAAUUUAUGACUGAAUUGCCAAUAAGUUUAAUGGAUAUUCCAGCAAUUUUUGACAAAAUUAAUCCCGUGUACAGAAAUUAUCUUGAAAAGGAAAUACAGAAUCAGAUUGGUACACCUCUUCAGAAUAAUACAAAAAAUGGUAGCACUACUACAGAAAAUUACAAGUACAAAUUAAAAAUUGAACAAAGUGAUAUGUAUAGUAUCAUUUUGCCAAAAUUCCCUGAAAAUACAAUAGAACCAAAAAUGAUAGUAUGGGUCCUUCUAGAAUAUAUCAGGUCUUUAACAGAACAUGGAAUCCCUGUGGAACAUUAUUUACACGAGUUAGUUAUCACAACAUUGGUACAUAGGAAAGCAUAUUAUCAAUUACAUCAAUUAUUGCAAUAUCAUGUUGUAGCUGACUCGAAACAUUUAGCUUGUUUAUUGCUGUCCUUAGAAAAUUUAUAUCCAGCUGCUCAUCAGUUAGCAUUAGAUAUGUUAAAACGAUUAGGAAAUGCACACGAGGAAAUAAUCGAAGUACUUUUAUCCAAAGGACAUAUUUUAGCUGCUCUUCGAUAUGUCCGUUCAGUGGGAAUGAUAGAUCAGGUAUCGGCUCGAAAAUUUUUAGAAGCAGCAAAAGCUUCCAACGAUGCCACUCUUUUUCAUUCUGUCUUCAAAUUCUUUGAACAGCGUAAUUUAAGGUUACGUAAUACAACAGCUUUCACAAGAGGAGAACAUUGUCAACCAUAUGUUCAACAUUUUAAAUAUUUGUUUCAAGGGACGGAUAAUGGGUGUAAUUCCGAUACAAACUCUAAUGUUACUACAAUCUCAUCGUAAGACUGUCACUGUGAUCUUUAUAUAAUCGGAAUAUAGAUUUGUGUAUUUAAUUGUAAUAUUUUAGGAGAUGUAUAGGAAUGUCAAUAAAAAAUAAUUUUUAUGUAUUGUUUUUAAAGUGAUUGACAUAAAUAAUCAAUGAAAUGAAAAAGUAUAGUUAAUGUAAUCCAUUUAAAAUGACUUUAUUGAUAUAUUCAAAUCACUUUUGUCUUUCUCUUAACAUUUCGUUAAUAAACAUUGUACAAUAUUGAUUUUGCUACCA